CUUCGACUUUUCACACUUGAGCCUGAGAGCAACCAGAAUGGGCAAAGGAGCAGCGUCCAUGUUGACACUGAUGUGGGCAUUGGUGACAAUGUCUCUGCAUCCUGAAGCAAGAACGCUCAAAGAAUGCCCAAAUCCUGAAAGUCAGAAAUGCCCCAGCUUAUGCGCUUGUAGCUUUGACGACUGCGAUGAUCUGAGUGUCUACUGUAGCGCACGGAACCUCACUGCCUUGCCUGAGGAUGUGCCCCGGAGUACAAGGAUGUUGUGGCUGGAUGGGAACAAUUUCACAACCUUGCAAGCUCUUGCUUUCAGGAACCUCUCCAACCUGGAAUUUCUUAACCUUCAGGGCAGUCAGUUAUCGGGGAUUGAACAACAUGCCUUCCAUGGUUUGGAAGGACUGUACUCUUUGCUCCUGGAGCGUAAUCGGCUGAAGUCGCUGGCACCCAAUAUCUUCCUCCACCUUCAGAACCUGGCUUCCUUGCGCCUCAACAACAACCAGUUCAACAAGAUCGAAGAAGGGGUCUUUGCUGGGCUUUCCAACCUCUGGUACCUGAAUCUAGGGUGGAACUCCCUGGUGGUCCUGCCAGACAAAGUCUUUCAUGACCUACCCAAUUUAAGGGAGAUGGUCCUGGCUGGGAACAAGCUGCACUAUCUCCAGCACCAGUUGUUCUACAGUCUCAGCGAGUUGCGAGAACUGGAUCUGAGCUGGAAUUCCCUCAAGGGCAUCAAAGGGAACAUCUUCACGAAGCUCCAAAAGCUGCUGAAACUUUACUUGAACCAGAACCAGAUCAACGCCAUCGCUCCGCGGGCCUUUGUGGGCAUGAAGUCUCUGAGGUGGUUGGAUCUCUCCCACAACCGCCUCGCCACGCUUUUUGAAGACACUUUCCUGGGUCUUUCCAGCCUUCACGUCUUGCGCCUCUCCAGCAACUCCAUCCCUAGUUUGAGCCCCAGGACUUUCAAAGACCUGCAGUUCCUGGAAGAGUUACAGCUAGGCAACAAUAAGAUUCGCACCUUGCUUGAAAAGAGCUUCGAUAAAUUGGGUCAGCUGGAAGUUCUGACGCUGAACGACAACCAGAUCCAGGAGAUCAGGCCUGGGGCUUUCCUUGGCCUUUCCAACGUGGCGGUGAUGAACCUAUCGGGGAACUGCCUUACGACCUUCCCCGAUUUCACUUUCAGGGGUCUGAGCCGACUCCACAGCCUCCACCUGGAAAACUGCUGCCUCACAAGGAUCAGACCGCGAAUGUUCUCUGACCUCUCCAGCCUGCGGAGGCUCUUUCUGCGAUUCAACACCAUCUCCGUCAUCGAAGACCACAGCUUGAACGACUUACACGAGCUCCUCGAUCUGGACCUCAAACACAACCGGCUGAGAAGCCUCUCCCCAAAUCAGUUCGCAGGCCUGAGGAGCCUUGAAUAUCUCCUCCUUUCCUUCAAUCAGCUGGUGGACGUCUCUCCCGAAGCCUUCGCCCCGUUGUUGCGUCUCUCCUGGCUCGACCUCUCCCACAACUUCUUGGAGACGCUGGACAGCGGCGUCUUUGCAUCUUUCUCGAGGUUGACCUAUCUGAACAUCAGGAACAACUCUCUGAGAACCUUCUCGGUGGAUUGGCUCGGCCCCUCGCCUACCCUGGUUCAGCUGUGGCUGGAAGGGAACAAAUGGGCAUGUAACUGCUCGCUCAAGGCCCUCCGAGACUUCGCCCUGCAGCAACCCAGUGUGGUUCUGCGGUACACGCAGUCCAUCACAGAAGGAGAAGCCCCUGAAUAUACCUACAACAAUAUCACUUGCCUUAGCCCAGCAGAAGUGGUAGGACUUGAUCUACGAGAUAUUCCAGAAGACCAUUUUGUGGACUGUUGAAGUGUUUGACCAUCUUGCUUUCCACGCAACUUUUUCUCUAAGGAACUUUUCUCCUUUCUAAGGAACAGUACAAACUCAAACCUGCUAUGGGUUUGGACUUAUGAAGCUAUCAGGAAGCAAGCACAACUUUAGAGUGUCCUUAAUCAUCACACAAAGGACGAUUACAAGUGGCUGGUUUCAAACACACUGUCAGACCAGACUUUUUUUUAGUGCUUGCUUGGGAGUUUCUAGAGUUGUAGAUCAGACUGGGAAGUUAAGCAAUUCAGAAGGUGACAAACUUUGUAUAUUGUUUCCACAAAAUCUGCAUAGACUUCCUUCCUUCAAUCACCCAGUCAGGUUUGAUUUAAUGGAGAAAUACCCUAACAUUUAGGAAAAUUCAUUAAGGAAAAUAGUGAGUAUCAAAUAAUGUUCUGAAUCACAGAGUGGCAACAACUGCAACUUCCUUAAAUAUAUUUAAGCCUUUAGGACUCAAAUAUUCCAGCAAGUUGGUUAAUAUUUCCUUUUCCUCCUUCCCCACUUUAUAAAGUAUUUUUUUUCUAUUGGCUCUGCAGUUGGGUGGGGAAUAUGGAUGUUGACAGGGGUGGAAUUCAAAUUUUUAACAACUGGUUC
Molecule: messenger RNA, 2455 nt
Organism: Notechis scutatus (mainland tiger snake)
Lineage: Eukaryota; Metazoa; Chordata; Lepidosauria; Squamata; Elapidae
Gene: IGFALS
Product: insulin like growth factor binding protein acid labile subunit
Molecular function (GO): protein binding
Source: RefSeq, a predicted model, not a curated record